This is a messenger RNA of Chrysochloris asiatica (Cape golden mole), 1038 nucleotides long. RefSeq names its product chromosome unknown open reading frame, human C17orf59 (gene BORCS6). Gene Ontology annotation, cellular component: BORC complex. Bases 1 to 1038 code for a protein of 345 amino acids. The record is from RefSeq and is a predicted model, not a curated record. NCBI's taxonomy places the organism in Eukaryota, Metazoa, Chordata, Mammalia, Afrosoricida, Chrysochloridae. Gene Ontology annotation, biological process: lysosome localization. The transcript has a single exon.
AUGGAUUCGUCCCGGGGGCGGCCUGUGCCGGAGGCAGAACCCCCUGCUCUAGAGAAACGCCAGGCCCCGAUCUUCGGCGGAGGGCCUAGCCGAACGCCCUCUGAGCCACCCUCAGACCUCAGGCUGUCGGAGAAGGAAGAGGCCGAGAACGUUAGGGGCGCGAGCUGCCACCCCAGGGCGUCCCCGAAGACUUCGAGCUGCAGUGUAAUCCACGGGUCAGAGGACGAGCCCGGUCCCCGAGGGACGCCGCCUGGUACCAAGAGUCGCCGGGGGGCUACGGAUCCAGAGCACGACCCGCCUCCUUCCUCCCGGCGCCAGGACCCUGAGCCGCUGGAAGUCGAGCCUGCAUCCGAGAAGGUCUGCCGUCGAGGGAUCCCGGGAGGCAGCGGGAUGAAUGUUGAGCAGCAGCAUCAGGAAGAGGACAACGAUGAGGCGGCGGCAGCGGGCAGGACUAGUCGUUCGUUCUCUAGUCGCCUUCAGGACAGCCGCAGCUUGGAUGGGCUGAGUGGAGCGUGCGGCGGUGCCGAGGUCGGUGCUGGCGGCGGGCGCCGUGCCACUAUCUCAAGCGCGUUGGAACUGGAGGGCACUGUGAGCCGCCAAGGCGACCUCACCCACUUUGUGGCCAACAAUCUACAACUCAAGAUCCGUCUGAGCAGCAACCCUCAACCUCCGCUCCCAGCCCAUACACGGCCCUGUACAACGCCCGCACCCACCCCGGCCAUCCCUCCCAUCGACCCCGACGUGUUGCGGGACCUGGAGCGGCUGAGUCGGGAACUAGGCGGUCGGGUGGACCGUCUGCUCCGUGGGUUGGGUGGCGCGGUGCAAGAGCUGACGGCGUUGAGCGUGGGCUGCAUACAGACCUACCGUGAUGCCGUGGACUCCUUAGGCGAAGCGGUGGACAUGAGCAUCAAGGGCAUGUACACCCUGCUGGCGCGCUGCGAGGAGCUGGAGCGGGCCCUGCAGCCGGUUCAGGGACUGGCGCGCCAAGUCCGAGACAUCCGACGCACACUGGAGGUGUUGGAGGCACUGUGCAAGUGA